Messenger RNA from Paramacrobiotus metropolitanus, 3191 nucleotides. RefSeq lists its product as uncharacterized. The record is from RefSeq and is a predicted model, not a curated record. Bases 509 to 3037 code for a protein of 842 amino acids. NCBI's taxonomy places the organism in Eukaryota, Metazoa, Tardigrada, Eutardigrada, Parachela, Macrobiotidae. Gene Ontology annotation, cellular component: nucleus; cytosol. The transcript has 2 exons. Gene Ontology annotation, molecular function: ATP binding; ATP-dependent protein folding chaperone. Gene Ontology annotation, biological process: protein folding.
AUAUUAUUGCAGUACUGUGGCUGUUACUUGUUACUGGUUACUAUUAUAGAUAGUAUCCUCAGUCAAGCAAACUGCGUCAACGACAUACAAUCAACUGGGUCGAAGAAUUCCUCUGAUAACGUCGUAUUAUUGAAUCACACAGCAACUAUCGUCAUUCACUAGUACUUGGCUGAUCCGAUUGCCGCAAAGACAAAACUUAGUUGACUUUGUUUCCAGUUGAAAGUUGUUUCCAGUUGCUUGAAGUUCUUAAAACUGUUCCGUAUUGUACUGCUGCCGAAUGCCGAUCGUCGAGCCAAGAUAGCCUGUGCGCCGUACCGGCUGAAAGUCCAACAGUUAUCGUGUUGCCUUGUUGACAUUUCUAUCUCCAUUAUAAUUUGUGAUAACUAGUUAGCUACCUUCAGCAUCAACAGUGUUAACUUUCAUUACGAUACUUGAUCAAUACAGUGUUCUAAUUUUAGGCAAGAUAGCAAAACGCACACAAAGCCUGUAGUAGUAUUUUCCCACCCUAAUGGCGCUAAGGCAAGGAGUUCCGGUUACCCUGUACCUGGACUUCGGUACCGCGUACAUCAAAGCCGCUAUCCAGUGUCCCGAUGGCGAAGUGAAACCGUUGUCGUUUAACGGCCAAAAUGCCUUGCCCGCGUACCUCUUCCUGUCCUCCGAGCCGGGCGAGAAUUUCGUGGGACUGAACGCCCGGGAACUGUCUAACACCAGCACCCGAAAUAUCGUGUUGUACCCGGCGCUCUUCCUGCGCAAAGAUGCCAUACCGACGGCGUGCGACAGCUACAACAGCAGUCCAUGGGUGGACUUUGCCAUGCCCUUCACGACGUACGUCCAAGCCAGCGGCCUGUGUUCCCUGUUAGUGGGCGCCACCGGAUACCUCGACUACGACACCGCCACCGACAAAAGUAACCGGGUCCUGGACGGAACCGGUGCUUGGAUCAACGCUGUCAAAGUAAACCGCGCGUUCUUAAAUAAACUACGGGAAAUCUGCCAGGAACAGGAUGACCAGUACAGCAUCGUCAACUGCGUCAUCGCCGUACACGAGCUGUCUUCCGUGGACGGCUGGCUACGGCAGGCACUGCACACUAGUGUUUUUGAGGAUUAUCAUCUGAAAGAACGCAGUACCGCUCAAAUUACCGGCCUGCUGCGACAGUUCCCGAGUCUGCGCAAACGCUCGCAGAUUUUGGUUCUUCGCAUGGGCGCGGCGUUCUCUACGCUUUGCGUCUAUACCACGCAACCGGAACCGGUGUUGCUAGCGUCGUGGACGGAGACUUUUGGCGGGAACAACAUUGAUGUCAUUCUGGUGCAGUAUUGUUUGAAGAAAUUCGUUGAACUCUACCGCUUGAACGGCAAUGUACAGUUCUCCGUGGAUAACCUGCACCGGCUACGCCUGAAUUGUGAAGCGGUGAAGAUUCAGCUGUCCACCACGAAAGCGGUGACCCUGCGGGUGAAUCAGUUCUUCCAGGGAGGCGAUCUGGUGGUAGAGAUGACCAGUGAGAUCUUUCGGGAUUUGGUAGGCGGGGAUUGCUAUAAGGCGCUGAAGACGUUGGUGGGCGAAGUGGACCGGUUUUUCAGCGGGCAAAAACGAGAUUUUGAGCUGGUACUCGUGGGUGGAACGUCCAAGAUUCCGCUAGUGCAGGAUAUCGUAACAUGGACGCUUCAGAAACCAAACCAACAGGUACGCAGCGUCAUGGAUGGUCUGGUCAUCAGCGGCCUAACGCGCCUACCGCCGCCGGCUAAAGCAUUGGCAAAGCCUGCGAGUAGUGCUCCUCGUCCUUCGACCACGCAGCACUUAUCUAACCGAAGGCCAAUCGAACCCGCUACCACGCACCAGACCCUGUAUAAUACCGCCCCAAGCGCAUCAUAUACGUUCUUCGACCCGAACCCAUUUCGGGCGCUUUCUUCUGGCCAGACAGCGCCGCAAUCUGGAAGCGAAUCGUACAGCAGCGGCAGUGUGCAGACCGCACCGGCCACUACAAUGGCCCCUUUACCAAAUUCACGCUUGGCGCCGUUUCCCAGUGUGGUGGAGACUUCGCACUCAAUGACAGGUCGCAAACAAAUCAGUGCUGAAAAUGUGGAAGCCACACUAGUAUCUAGAGGCGGCGUUCAGACCGGCUCCUCAUCAGGAAGCCGCACCGCAUCUCCACACCGUUCCGACGAAGCUCAACCAUCCACCAGCAACUUCAGUAUAUCCGGCGAAAAUAAAGCGCGUUUGCACUCGGCAACUCCGCUACCGGAUGUCGUCAAUGCAGAGUUCGCGCGAAAUACAGCGGGGACGUCGCGUUCCGCCAGUGAAAGCCCAACCAUCCGGAAAACCGAACAAACCACACCACCGCCAACCGCUCGGUUCGGUGGGCUGCGAAGCGUGACAAACGUGGAGAGCAACCGCACAGUUAUCACGAUGCAACCGGAAACUGAAAUCCACACGGCACUGAUCGUCAAGGACAACUCUGUUCCCACCAACAAUGACGUUAACACAUGGCCGCCUGCUAUCGUGACUCCGAGAACACCAAAUUCCGUCUCUACCCCUGCCAAGGAAGAGGUUUGCACUGAGAUCAGACAUCAGCGCUCUGAGAUCCCGGCGACAGAGUUCCUUAAUACCCGAGAGCCGAUUGACUCCGGAGCAUUGCAGCAUGACCUUUCGCUGCAUGAACACGGAACUGAACGACAGAAGAACGGAUUAUCGGCUUCACAAAAUUCCGCACCGGCACCUAGCGAGAAGAACGCCCUGCCGCCGGCACCGCUCCCGCCGGUUCGUCGGGAAAGUGUCCAAACUGGAAAUUCGUCGAAGAAUACCGCUCUGAUCCACCAAGCGGUUCCCAUUUCAAAAAUGGUUCUUACGAUGCAGAGCGCCGUCAUCCACCAGCCAAAUUACAGUAAUUAUAGUGGCGGCACCGCCCCACGUGUCACGGACGUCAGAUAUCCGUGCGGUGAGGUCGAAGCGCCGCUUUCCGACGACGAAUUUAGCCUUACUUCGGAAGAUGAAGAAGAGAAAGAUGGUACGAUGUGUCCCAAUUGCUACGGAACGCUUGUUUAGCGCUAAAUCGCUCUUUCAAAGACAUAUAUGUAUAUAUACACUUUCUGACAGAAAAUUUAGUAUAGUUAUUACUAACCGAUUCCCAAACGAAUAAUAAGCAUGCUUAAAAAUUCCACCAGAACUGGUGCCCUUAAUUGUUUCUUGCUCACCAUGU